CACACUCUGAGUUUCGGUGACCCGGAAGGGAGCCCCGUGGUAGAGGUGACCGGAGCUGAGGUACUGCCUCGCGAGGCCUGAGAAUUCCAGUCCUUGUGACGGGCGUCGGCACAGCGGGAUCUGGGCUGGCUGCUACGGGCGGGGCGGGAAGGCCGGGCUCGUCCUCGCUCUUCAUCUCCCUGGGCAGAGGGAUGCUGAGUCAGCCGCUCGGGGACCCGCGCGGGGGCCCUAGCUGUCGGCGAUCGGGUGCCGUGGGGGUGGUGCGUGGACGCGGAGGCAGCGGGCUAGCGGUGAGAGGGGAGGACCGGGCGCAUCCGAACACUCAAGCUCAAGGAAGCGUUAGGAAGGGUCGCCACUAGUUCGUAGAGACCCAGCCCAGGAGCCGGUUUCAGACGUCCAGAAUCUGCACUUAAAUAUAUGGCAGAUAACCCUCUUGGCUGUUCCACGACAUAAGGCCACGCAGACUAGCAUUUCAGAUCUGCUUAGUAAACCGGUGUAUCGCCCACCAUGUUGGCUGCAAGGCUUGUGUGUCUCCGGACACUACCUUCCAGGGUUUUCCAGCCCACUUUCAUCACCAAGGCCUCUCCACUUGUGAAGAAUUCCAUCACAAAGAACCAAUGGCUCGUAACACCCAGCAGGGAAUAUGCUACCAAGACAAGAAUUAGGACUCACCGUGGGAAAACUGGACAAGAACUGAAAGAGGCAGCCUUGGAACCAUCAAUGGAAAAAAUCUUUAAAAUCGAUCAAAUGGGAAGGUGGUUUGUUGCUGGAGGAGCAGCUGUUGGUCUUGGAGCGCUCUGCUACUAUGGCUUGGGAAUGUCUAAUGAGAUUGGAGCUAUCGAAAAGGCUGUAAUUUGGCCUCAGUAUGUAAAGGAUAGAAUUCAUUCUACUUACAUGUACUUAGCAGGAAGUAUUGGUUUAACAGCUUUGUCUGCCUUGGCAGUAGCCAGAACACCUGCUCUCAUGAACUUCAUGAUGACAGGCUCUUGGGUGACAAUUGGUGCGACCUUUGCAGCCAUGAUUGGAGCUGGAAUGCUUGUACACUCAAUAUCAUAUGAGCAGAGCCCAGGCCCAAAGCAUCUGGCUUGGAUGCUGCAUUCUGGUGUGAUGGGUGCAGUUGUGGCUCCUCUGACGAUCUUAGGGGGGCCUCUUCUCCUGAGAGCCGCAUGGUACACCGCUGGUAUUGUGGGAGGCCUCUCUACUGUGGCCAUGUGUGCGCCUAGUGAGAAGUUUCUGAACAUGGGAGCACCCCUGGGAGUGGGCCUGGGUCUUGUCUUUGCGUCUUCUCUGGGGUCUAUGUUUCUUCCCCCUACCUCUGUGGCUGGUGCCACUCUGUACUCAGUGGCAAUGUAUGGUGGAUUAGUUCUUUUCAGCAUGUUCCUUCUGUAUGAUACUCAGAAAGUAAUCAAACGUGCAGAAAUAACACCCAUGUAUGGAGCUCAAAAGUAUGAUCCCAUCAAUUCGAUGUUGACAAUCUACAUGGAUACAUUAAAUAUAUUUAUGCGAGUUGCAACUAUGCUAGCAACUGGAAGCAACAGAAAGAAAUGAAGUAACCGCUUGUGAUGUCUCCGCUCACUGAUGUCUUGCUUGUUUAAUAGGAGCAGAUAGUCAUUACAGUUUGCAUCAGCAGAAUUCCUUGAGGUUUAGAAGAUAGCCUGUCACCAUGUUUAAAAUGUGCAGUAAUGCGACCCUUCAGGCAUGCCUUUUCUUUUAGAAAAUAAAUGCAAUAGAUGUCUUCCAAAUAUAUUUUCAUCUCUUAUGCUUUCAUACUUUAAAACUGCUUUGAUGAAUGUGUGAACAAAUAUAUUUUAGAAGAUUUCAAGUAUUGUUUUAUGUAUUGGAUAAGUAAAAUUUAGCAAAUUUGCGUGUCUUCAUAUUGUGGAAGCCUGCAGAAUAUUUCAGUGGCAUCAUGAGUGACAAGUUUUUGUAUAGAGGUCAGAGAGAUAAAAGGCACCUGCAGUCAGUUUGAAUGCCCAGGACAACACUGAUUGUGGUGAGCCAGUGAAAGACAUCAGAGAUGUGGAACAAGGGACCACCAAAUGUGGGGUUAACAAAGACACGGAUGUUUCUUCUGUGCUCUUAAUGUCCUUGAGGUUGACUGCUCAUUGUCAGGACAGUCCAGAGUGUUAACCAUACAGAGAAUCUCUGCUGGAAUUAUGUCUGUGUUUUACUAUGAAGUCUUUAGAACAAGCAGGUUGGUGGUGGCGCACACCUUUAGUCCCAUCAUCUGGGAGGCAGAGGCAAGCAGAUCUCUAAAUUCAAGGCCAGCCAGGUCUACAAAGUGAGUUCCAAGCCAGACAAGGACCUGUCUCUAAUACAAGCAAACAAACAACAACAAACACUACCCGCUAUGCUCGGUAUGAUGUACUACUCCAAAGCUCAAGACUCCUUUGCUGUCAGAUGUGUGGUGUAUAUGCAGUUGGACAGGAUUUAGGUUUUGGUUUUUGGUUUUGUUUUAUUUUGAUAUUUUUCUCAGUGUCUAAUUGAAAGCAUGCUUGCUUUCUCAUCACAGCUUUGACAGCUGUCAGAAAAGCCUCUUUGUGGCUUAUGCUAAGAUUAGGAUUGGUUUUUCUUCUAAAACUGUUGGCUUCCUCCGUUCCCUCUCAGCUUAAGCAUGAACAAAGCAAACUUAGUUGACCUUGGGAAGUAUUUGAAUGAAAACUGGAAUGGGGAGGUGCUCAGCUUCCUUGUGACAUAAGAUUUUAAUACAGAUCACUUGUUUGUGGUGAGGGGUUCUUCAUUGAAGUCUGUAUGUAUUUACAAAAUAACUAUUUUUGAGAAGUAUUUAUUACAGUAAUCCAUAAGUAAUUCUUUUAAUCACUUUAAAGUACACUGAAUGCUAAUUUCUGAAAUAAAAGUUUCAGCUAAGUGGCUAUUGCUGUACUUUUUUCUCCCUGAUACGUCCAGUCCAUCUCAGCAGAGUCUCGGAUACGAAAGCAGCUUGAGCUUUUCCUGUGCCUGCAUUCCUGCAGUCUGCUAAGACAGGAGACCAGUGACUAGAUGGCCGGCCUCCAUUUGCAUCUUGACUGAUUCUUAUAUGAUCCUAGACAAAUGACCUAACCUUCCCUCACCUGUAAGAUGGAGACAACAUCCUCCUGUGGAGUGAAUGCAGACAUGACUGGGCAUUGUGUGAAUUUUAGCUGUUGCUGUUCGGUUUUUGUUUUUGUUUUCCCCUGCAGUAAAAAAAACUCUAAGUGUCUAAUUUCUGUCUUUAGUCUCCAUAAAGUUUCACUGUCAAAUUGAAAA
Messenger RNA from Mus musculus (house mouse), 3246 nucleotides. RefSeq names its product growth hormone inducible transmembrane protein (gene Ghitm). Bases 508 to 1548 code for a protein of 346 amino acids. Gene Ontology annotation, biological process: calcium export from the mitochondrion; proton transmembrane transport; inner mitochondrial membrane organization. Gene Ontology annotation, cellular component: mitochondrial inner membrane; endoplasmic reticulum membrane; mitochondrion. The transcript has 9 exons. The record is from RefSeq and is marked validated. Gene Ontology annotation, molecular function: calcium:proton antiporter activity. Lineage: Eukaryota; Metazoa; Chordata; Mammalia; Rodentia; Muridae.